AUGAAGCCCGUUCUGCCUCGGUCCGCCUGCUUCCUAUCAUCUGUUUCUGCUGCUCGACCCCCGACUUCUGCUACCUAUAUCAACACUGCGACGAGAUCUUUGUUUAGCUUCAGAAAAGUUACAACAUCACCUACAAUGGCUUCCGCUACCAGUUUCCACGAGUUCAAGCCUCUUGACAAGAAGGGCAACGUCUAUGAUCUGUCCAAGCUCAAGGGCAAGGUCGUCCUUGUCGUCAACACCGCCAGCAAGUGCGGUUUCACUCCUCAGUUCGAAGGCCUCGAGAAGCUCUACAAGGAAUUCCUCGGCUUCCCCUGCAACCAAUUCGGCUCUCAAGACCCCGGUUCCAACGACACCAUCCAAGAAUUCUGCCAACUCAACUACGGUGUUUCGUUCCCUGUGCUCGGCAAAACCGACGUCAACGGCGACAAGGCCGAGCCCGUUUUCGAGUGGAUGAAGGCCGAGCAACCCGGUAUCAUGGGCUUGAAGAGAGUCAAGUGGAACUUUGAAAAGUUCUUGAUUGGCAAGGAUGGCAAGGUCAAGGGCAGAUGGGCUAGCACCACCAAGCCUGAGGCUUUGAAGGCACCUAUUGAGGCUCAGCUCAAGGCUUAA
Molecule: messenger RNA, 609 nt
Organism: Aureobasidium musti
Lineage: Eukaryota; Fungi; Ascomycota; Dothideomycetes; Dothideales; Saccotheciaceae
Source: the annotation of a GenBank genome assembly